Messenger RNA from Colias croceus (clouded yellow), 5320 nucleotides. Its product is annotated as glutamate receptor 1-like. The transcript has 18 exons. Gene Ontology annotation, molecular function: transmitter-gated monoatomic ion channel activity involved in regulation of postsynaptic membrane potential; glutamate-gated receptor activity. The coding region runs from base 142 to 2826 and encodes 894 amino acids. Gene Ontology annotation, biological process: synaptic transmission, glutamatergic; monoatomic ion transport; modulation of chemical synaptic transmission. The record is from RefSeq and is a predicted model, not a curated record. Lineage: Eukaryota; Metazoa; Arthropoda; Insecta; Lepidoptera; Pieridae. Gene Ontology annotation, cellular component: plasma membrane; postsynaptic membrane.
GGUUUGCACGCAGCAGCCCGACACUUUAUUUCAUCACUUUUGACAGAUAAUCAACUUUAACCGCGCGUUUAACAGUCUGUCGUAUCAUGUGAUGGCCCGUGAAUAACUUUCUUCGACGGUUUAAGAGAUUUUAAUAGAAAAAUGUUUAAAUUGCGGCUCGUAAUCCUGCUCGCCGGCACAUUGUUGUAUCUCCUCGGUGUAUCGGGGCAGCCUUUUCCCGUCGAGAAAAUCGCUGUUGGAGCGAUAUUCGACCAGAACACCGAAGAGAUCCAGAAUGUAUUCAAGUACGCGAUGACGGUUCACAACCAGAACAUAAGCAGCCGGCGAUUGGAGCUGCAAGCGUAUGUUGACGUCAUCAAUACCGCUGAUGCUUUUAAACUCUCGCGGUUGAUCUGCACCCAGUUUGCCCGGGGCGUGUUCGCAAUGCUUGGAGCUGUGAACCCGGAAUCGUUUGAUACCCUACACUCCUACACUAAUACCUUCCAAAUGCCCUUUGUUACGCCGUGGUUCCCGGAAAAGGUUAUCCCACCGUCUUCUGGUCUAAUAGACCACGCAAUCAGCAUGAGACCAGACUACCACCGGGCUAUCUUCGACGUCAUCACGCAUUAUGGGUGGAAGGAAAUUAUCUAUAUGUAUGAUUCGCAUGAUGGACUCUUGCGGUUACAGCAGCUAUACCAAACAAUGCAACCAGGCCGCACCACAUUCAAGAUAUCUUUGGUGAAACGGAUCAACUCCCCCGCGGAAGCCAUGGAAUUCCUCAUGGCGGUGGAGGAACAUGACCGGUGGAGCAGCAAGCGUAUAGUCCUGGACUGUAAUGCGAAAAACGCUAAGAGUGUGCUCGUAGAACAUGUGAGGAAGGUGGAACUGGGGAGGAGGACUUACCACUAUCUGCUCAGUGGACUGGUUAUGGACGAUCAAUGGGAAAACGAGGUUACGGAAUAUGGAGCGGUCAAUAUUACCGGGUUCCGCAUAGUGGACCAUUCGAGGAAGGUGGUGCGCGACUUCAUAGAGGGGCUGCGGAGGAUGGACCCGCGCUUCAAGGGGACUAUUUCGGCGCAAACAGCUCUAAUGUACGACGGAGUCCAAGUCCUGAUGGAUGCUCUCGGAAGGCUUUGGAGGAAGAAGCCAGAUGCGUUCAGGGCUGCACUACGAAGGGCUGCCGCGCUUGCAAAUACGACUAAAGUGAUCGAUUGCAACCCUGGUAAGGGCUGGGUGGUGCCCUUUGAACAUGGGGAUAAAAUAUCGAGGCUGAUUAAAAAGACGGAUAUCGAGGGUCUAACGGGGAAUAUUUCGUUCAACGAGGAGGGACACCGGUGUAAUUUCACCCUGCAAGUUGUUGAAAUGACUGUGCAGAGUGCGAUGGUUAAGGUUGCGACGUGGUCUGACAAACAAGGUUUGCAUCUCCUGUCACCCAAAUACGUUCGUCUAUACACGCCAACAACAUUCGAGACAAACAGAACAUUUAUAAUCACGACAAUGCUGCAAGAGCCAUACUUGAUGAUAAAACCGAAGGAAUAUGGGCAGAGAGAGGAACAGUACCACGGCUUUUUGAAGGACUUGGCCGAUUUCCUUGCGAAGAGACUGGGGAUAAAAUAUGAAAUACGGAUCGUCAAAGAUGGACAAUUUGGAAGCGAAACAGUUGACGGUUGGUCCGGCUUAGUGGGUGAAGUUCUAAAGAAGGAAGCAGACUUGGCCUUAGCACCAUUAGCCAUAACAUCUGUAAGGGAGCGAGUGGUGGAUUUCACUGAACCAUUCCUGUCUGUAGAAAAUCCGAUUAUACAAACAAAGGCCCCUAAGCAGCUCUCCGAUACAUUCAGCUUUUUACGGCCUUUGUCUAAGGAAAUAUGGCUCUGUGUGCUAUUCAGCUUCUUCGCAGUGAGCAUAGUUCUGUUCUUGGUGUCAAGAUUUUCACCGCACGAGUGGAAAUCGGUAUCUAUAUCUGAUACACAAUUGGAUCAUCCCGUAAGCAGUACUAAUGAGAUUAUCUUGCACAAUGAAUUUAGCAUUUGGAAUUCGUUUUGGUUCUCUCUGGGAUCAUUUAUGCAACAAGGCAGUGACGUUGUACCGAGAUCUCUCUCCGGAAGAAUAGUGGGCACUGUCUGGUGGUUCUUUGCCCUCAUCCUUGUGUGUUCGUACACAGCGAACCUCGCCGCAUAUCUCAUUAUCGAACGUAUCUCGGAGCCAGCCCAAUUUCUCACCUACAGCUCGAAGAUCAAUUUCGAAAGUCAGUUCCUACCAAACAACGACCUAGUGAAGGACCCGGAGGUGGCCAACGAUCCCCCAUACACGAUUGACAGCCGUUACGAGAGGUCCUGUCUAACACCGCCCAUCUGCAGAUACAAGCACGUUGACUUCGGAAUUGCUCUGCCCAGGGGAUCUAAUAUGAAAGAAUCACUGAAUCUUGUCAUUGUGGAUCUGAAGAAGGAUGGAAUAAUUACAAGACUCUGGCGGAAGUGGAUGCUGUAUAUUAACAAGCCGCAGUGCGAAAAUAACAAAGAAAAGGAAUCAGAAAUAUCCGAAAUGUCGCUGAGCCAAGUUGCUGGAAUAUUCUACGUGCUCGUCGGAGGUUUGGGUCUUGCCCUAGGAGUAGCCCUUCUCGAAUUCUGUCACCACGGACGCAAUGAAGCUGUACGAAGCAACGUGUCUCUAAGCGCUGCACUAAAAGCUAAAGCCAAGAUGUCAUCCCGCUCUGAUCGCAAGACGCCUCAACGUUCCCGCGACCAAGACAGACUUGGAUGGAACGGAGCCGCGUUCGCUGGAUACUUCCCUGCUGGUAACCAGAUCUCGCAGGAGGAUGCUGUGCACGCGAGCUUCACGCACGUCUGAUCCGAGAAGUGCGGCGUCAACAACCGCCGCCAGUCGCCGGCUAAGCAGCCGAAUAAUGUUGACCUCUUCCAGCUCUAAAUUCUAUUGUUCUAACUGUCCAAUUGAUAUAGCAUCAUUGUAUCCGUGAUGUGCAAUUGUUAUGUUUAUUUCGUUUAUAUAGUAAGAGGUGUUUUUUGUAUUGAUCAGAGUUACAUCUACAAUUAUUUUAUCUUUAAUUGUUAUUAUUGCCCAUGUGUUUGUACACAUGGGCAAUGGUUUCAUAAUUAAUUUCCACUAUUGUGAGCUGUGAACACUAUAUUUGUUUUUUAUGUUAAAUUUUUUAUGUUUUAUUUCAUACGCUAAAUCAAAAACAUUUUUAUUCAUUUUGACUUAAAAUAUUUAUGCUAACUAUAUUUCAAAAUCCCAUUAAUAUUACAGCAAGGCAAUUAAAUAAAAAAGUAAAAACAUGUUUACAAUAAAAAUAAAAUGAUAAAAACUAAUGUUAUACAAACAGUUUUUGCGCUCGUAUAUUUAAACUUUCUGCAAAAGCUACCUACAAUUUUGUUCUAUCUGAAAAAUUAUACUAAAUAAUACAGCCACUGCCAUUACAAACUACUCAUACAGAAACCAAACUCAACUAAAAUUCUACUUCACACAAAUAUCAUUAGUUAUAAUGUCCAUUAUAACUCUAUACUUGGUAGUGUUUCUCAUUAAGUUAGUUUAAAUUAAAACAUAUCCUUUGCAAUUUUAGAGAAUUGAGGAUGUAAGUAAGGUGCGAACAACCGGGAAAAUAUUUAAUAUUUAAGGGCUCAUUUCUUAAAAUAACAGAGAAUAAUAAGACGAAGAAAAUAGUUCGAAACGACUUGAAUGUGUAUUUCUAAAAAAUCAUACAAACAGACGUUCUAUGGGUGUACUAAUUAGUAAUUACACAUACACAUUUACACACAUCAUUUUAGUCUCGGUAAAAAGAGCCUCAAAGUUAACAUCAUGAAUUAUGAAAAUGUUGUCUUAGUGAAGACAGCACUGUUACAAUUUCGCUACGCUCUAUGGCAUAGAGUCUAUGCAAUCGUAGUAUAUUAUACUAUUCAUCUUUCAAAUUUAAUGUUAAUGUUAAUCUAAUUAUGUUAUAGAAUACGUAUCAGUAUAUAAUCGUUCAUUAGAAUAAUUCAGCAGAGCGUCACUCAUGAGUUUUUUCACGAAAUACUCAGGCAAUUCCAAUCAAAGUUAGUUAAAAAUGAACUAGCGGAAAGGCUUAUCUAGUUCAUUAACCAGGACUGAAUUAUAAAAGAUAUCUUACUAUUAAAAAAGGGUUUAGAAAGAUGAUCUGCUACUUGCUCUUCAAGAAAAUCUUUUUACUGGCUAGGAACAGGGGACUCGAGUUCUAGUGACUAAAACUCAUGAUAGACUCUCUUUAUGUAGUAAUCAUGUUUGUAUUUUAAAGCAUUUAAUCUAUACGUAGCGUAAGUUUUAGAUCAUUUACGAUAUAUCCUUUUACGGGUUACGAUCUCAAUAUAAUAUUUAGGUACUAUUAUUAGUCAAAGAUUUCGAAGAAGCCAAUUUUGCAAUAAGUAUUCUAGAAUAAUUAUGUUUUGCGGCAAAACGUAGUUAUUUUAAGCUUCUUGUUAAACAUCAUUGAUUGUUUUGUACCUGACUUUAUGCAUUUAACUUAAAUAGUUUUAUCUUUAAAUCUGUUACUAAAGCACAAACUUAGUUUAUAUUGUUAAACAUAAUUUAUUUCCUCGUUAUUUAUCUGUUAUGUUGUGUUUUAUUCUUCACAAUGUUUAUUAGAAAAUCAAUCUUAAAUACUUAAUAUAAGGUAUAUUAUUUGAAUUCCAUUAAUAUAGUCAAAGUAUAAUUAUCAUUAGUUAUAGUUAGGAUUAUGAUGUUCAUUCCAUACGUAGUCAGUCAACUGUUUUAUUUUUCUAGAUUUUUCUGCUACAUUUUAAUAAUAUUGAACUGGUAGUGGAUUAUUGACUUUUAAACAAUAUUAAAUUUUUGUCUGUAAUGUGCUCAUGCAUGAUAUUAUGAUUAAUGUAUUGAAACAAGUUCAGUGGGUAUUCAUUUCCUUUAUGCCAAUUUUGUUAAUGUUCAAAUAUAUCCUGAAGUAAGAUGAGUAUCUGAAGUUAUUUUAGUAUAAAUUUUGAAAAACGCUACAUACACCCCAUGAUUUAAUAAUUACACAGAGAAUGCAAUAAUAUUCGCAAUAUUUUGUAUUUAGUACUAAAUGACUGAAUUCAAUCAAAUUGACUGACGAUAAAAGCAAAUACCUAUUUAAACCCAUUAGGUAUGUUUAAACCUUUAUAAGAAAUACCAGCAACACUGUUAAUAACUACGUAACAAAUUGAAUGCAAAAGAAACCAUAAAAAUACAUUCAUAUUAUUAUUUUACACACUUUAUUAUUUUACCGUCGAAAAACUACUCCGCAAUGCCAAUCAUAAAAUAAUAUCGAUACCCACUGAACAAUCUGUGCCAAUUUUAUUCAAGUAAGCUAAGAUUCAUUCUUCGUAAUAUUUCA